CCUGUCAUGAAGACUGGUGAUAGUAGAAUCGUUAAAGUCGACAUAAAAAGCCUAUUAGAUUCGGACACUACACUGCAAAAACUCUAAAUUGCGAAAACAUUUGUGUCAUAGCAAUACUAGAGCAUUUCGUGUAGAUGAGUGGAAGAGAGAAAAGUGAGGAGUGAUUCUGUGAGGUAAAAAAUGCACUAUAACUGAUGGGAAUUUGGGUAAUAGUUUACAGUAUGUCAGGUUUUUUUUUUUUUUUUUUUAAAGAUUAUGGGACGAGGAAGAAACCAACGACACUACAAUGUGGGGGAAACACAGUAAGAGAUUAUAGAUGUAAAAUGGUUAUAAUAGGACUGCGCUCUGGCAUGAUGCAAGUACACAGUUAGAACGGUAGGUGGCGGUAUGCGCUUGUGUUUAGAAUAAAAGAAGAAGCGUAAGUAGCAUUUUUCCCCGGAAGCAGAGAGCACGUGGUGUGUCGCAGGCUUAGGGUGGAACAUGGCCCACACGGACUCAGUCAAAGCGAGUGUCCCCUCGUAUUUAAAGGAAGCACAGAUGAUUAAACAGGGCGCGGAAGCCCGUGUCUAUCGAGGUACGUUUUUGGGUCGGUCCGUGAUUAUCAAAGAGAGAUUCCCAAAAUUAUAUCGCCACCCUGAAGUCGAUGAGAAACUGACGCGCCGCAGAACCACUCAGGAGGUGCGAUCCAUACUGCGAUGCAGGAGAGCAGGUAUCAGCGCACCCGUUGUUUAUUUUGUUGACUACACCACUCAUUGCAUUUUCUUGGAGGAUAUUAUUCACUCAGUGUCAGUAAGAGACCACAUUGCAUCGGCUCAAGCGUCAGAACAAAACCCACAGCAUCUCCAGACUCUAGCAGACAAGAUUGGUGAAAUCCUGGCUCAGAUGCAUGAUGAAGAUGUCAUCCAUGGUGAUCUCACCACCUCCAACAUGCUUCUGGUCAGUGGAGCUGAAGACCAGAACAUGAAGCUGGUUCUGAUCGACUUUGGGUUGAGUUAUAUUUCUGCUCUACCAGAAGAUAAAGGCGUUGACCUGUACGUGUUGGAGAAAGCUUUUCUCAGCACUCAUCCCAGAACAGAGACUUUAUUUGAGAGACUUCUGAAAAGUUACUCUGCUUCAUCCAAAAAGUCCUCCGCGGUCAUCAAAAAACUGGAUGAAGUUCGAUUGAGAGGUCGGAAGAGGUCUAUGGUGGGAUGAAGUGCAUUACACCAUAUAUUCUGGCAUUGAAAUGGUUUCACACAGGAUUUGCUUCAAGCUUACAGCUGUAGUUUGAUGUUGGAAGUGUAGUCUUCUUUGAAGUACAUGAAUGUGUAAAGUUGUUCGACACAGUGAACAUUAACGUAAUGAAUGCUUUAAACUCAAAUUCUCCAAUUCAGUCUGAGUGCAUAAUAGACAAAUGCACACCCUCGACUGAAGACUGAUUCAAACACGUGGAAAUCCACUGAUGUCUGGCCAACCUGAUCGAUUUUUAAUGAAUUUUGGCAAAGAGUAACUUUUUUUUUUUCUUUUUCUUACUGUACUGCUUCAUCUAUGGUUACAUAUAAUUAAUAUAGUGCAAUAAUAAUUGCCAAAAAAUGGCAGCUGAAUUUGAGCCCUACUAAAAAUACAUGUGUAAACACGUACAUCAACAUGUUC
Molecule: messenger RNA, 1632 nt
Organism: Sinocyclocheilus anshuiensis
Lineage: Eukaryota; Metazoa; Chordata; Actinopteri; Cypriniformes; Cyprinidae
Product: TP53-regulating kinase-like
Exons: 2
Coding region: 481-1194 (237 amino acids)
Biological process (GO): protein phosphorylation
Cellular component (GO): nucleus; EKC/KEOPS complex; cytosol
Molecular function (GO): protein serine/threonine kinase activity; ATP binding
Source: RefSeq, a predicted model, not a curated record